Symbiodinium natans is the source of this 8697-nucleotide messenger RNA. Lineage: Eukaryota; Dinophyceae; Suessiales; Symbiodiniaceae. The record is from the annotation of a GenBank genome assembly.
AUGUGCUUCAGAAGCAAGGGCCACGAAGUCCUGUUUGCGGCCUUCACGGCGUGCUCCAUCUUGUGGUUUCUUGCGCCGAGCUACCUGGCUGAGCGGGCCGCGCGUCCGCUGCGGCCCUUGGCCUUACGAUUCGCCUCCCAGGGCAGGACAAGGCUGUCGGCCGUGACGUUGGCAACCGCUGAUUUUGUCAGGUUUGCUGCCACAGCGGCGCAGGCAUUCUUCGCGGCUUGCCUUGUGGUGCAGGCGCUGCCUGCACAGGCGAGAUUUCUCGUGCCCUUCAUCCCGCACAAUGCUGCCUUCAUCACGGGGAAUGGUGCCACGCGGCUUAUGGGUCCCUGGCUCGGACCUGCAGCAGGCAUGGGAGGCUACAUGAUGGAGCUGAUGGGGAUUCUGAUUUCCCGGAAGACUUUUCUGCUUCUGGCAGCCUUGUCUGCACCGCCAGCUUCCCGUUUCAUAUGGCGGGCUUUGGAGCCUCCCCCCACGCCAGAAGGCGCGAGACCGGGGGCAGGGGACGUCGUACGCGAGAUUGCCCGGAGCUCGGCGUCAUGUGCCGUACUGGCUGGUGGGGUAUGGGCUGCAUUCACCGCGUCGGGCCACAACCUUCCGGACAAGGCAUUUCUGCCGGUCGUGGCUUUCAUCGCGAUUCACCGGGUGCAGUGUGUGCAACUGGUGCUUCGAGUAGGAGCCGUUGUCUUUGAGGCAAAAUCUGGGGGCCAGGGCCUUUGCUCUGCUGCACAUGAGGGCCAUGAAGAAGAGCCCUGGAAACGCUUGACAGGAUUCCUGGGCGGAAGGCAGGGAUUCAGCGGCCUCUCCGCCCAAGUGGCCACGGAGGAUGGCGUGGUCCAGGUGCAAGUCCCUUUUCGUGGGGUUGCUGCCGGCAUCCAGGCUGCUGAGGCGGCCUUGGGCACAGGGAGCCGAGCCACGAUUUCGAGUACCGAGCUUUUCUCGGGGCCUAGGGGAGAGGAGGAUGUUUGGCAUCCUCCCCGAGGAAAAAAGAAGCUGCUGGCUAUCCCACUAUUGCUGACGAUCGGCGCGCUUGUGUGGAAAGUGCAGGGUGCCGGCACUUUCCUGUACGCCUUUGCAGUGAGCAUGCAACCUUGCAGGCCCAGUGCCUUCACUGAGCUCAAAGGGCUUCGCGUCGGGGCUUUGCUUGAGCCACUUGGAUGGGAACCUCUCCUCGACCAAGCAUUCACAUCGUGCAUCCUUGGCGCCUUGACGACCAUGUCUGUGGCUCAGCAAGUGACGGACGCCGCUUCGGGGAAGGAGGCCAAUGCUCGGGCCGGGGCGUGGCCCACUUUGGUCGAGUGGGUCGUGGCGCAUGCCCAGAAAGCUUAUGAAGAUAAAGUUCACAAACGUCUGAACUUCAAGAGCGGCUACCAUUUUUACCUCAGCCUGCAGAAAUCUUGCAAACCGGCCUUCGCGGACAUGACUACGGUAGAGAAGAAGGACCAAGUGGCGACGUGGAACGGAGAUCCAACCACAUGGUUGGAAUAUGUGAAGAGGGUGCGUCUCCAGUAUGAAAGGACGGAGGUAAAGAAGCGCCACCUUCUGGGCGCAGAACUAGCCUCCAGGCUCACAGGACGCGCUUGGGACAUUGUGAGCUCAGAGGUCGACCACGGACAGUUGCAGCGCAAGGAUGGUCCAGCCUAUCUCCUGCACUUCCUGGAGGAUAGGCUGUGCAAGGCGCCCGUACCAGAUACCGGGCAGAGACUAGAGGACUUCUUUCUGCGCCUGCGUCGUACACCCGGUUCGAGCAUGGCGGAGUGGGCAACGCAGGUUCGGGAAAGUUACCGUCGACUUCAGCGAGCAAUGGCGCGGCAACGCAAAGAUCUGGAGAGACGACAGUCACCAACAACCCGGACUACCGGUCGGCCUGCUUCAGAUGCACCUGGUUCUGAGCGACUUCGUUCCGACGUAACGUCACCAAGGGCAAACAGGACGCCACCUGGUUCACCACAUCCUCCGGACAAUCCUGGUCAUGAAGCUCACGAAGAGCCUGCUGAUCCCCGGCCUGGGGGUUAUGAGCCAGUUCCGCAGCGCGACCCAGACAAUGAAAGCUCCAGGAAUGGUGAGUGGACAGCUGAGGAGUGGUCCGAAUGGUAUCAUCGUCGGCGGCGCAGAGAUUGGGAUGAUGAGGAUGCCUGGUGGGAUGAAGAACCCAUCCAAUGGGACCAAUUUGACUUCAGCACCGAGGAGAUCCUACCAAAGGAGAUCCUAGGCUGGAUCUUGCUUCGUCGGAGCGGACUACCAGCAAGUGCACGCCUGUCAGUACUGAGUGCCACCAACAACCGGCUGGACCUGGACUCGAUGGAGCGCGCCAUGCGCGACCAGGAGGAAGAGUUGCUGGCGGCGGAGUCACAACGUAUCCGUGGAGACCAUCUUCAUCGAGCACGACGGUCCUACUGGGUUGAACAGGAUGCUCAGUGGGGUUGCCUACCAGACGGAGAGGUGGAGGAGCUUGAUGAAUCUUCCAUCUUGUGGGUGGGCGACCGCUUACCGCCUGACGUGUACGCAGCACAUGGUCCUGAAGAAGCGUGGAGCACUUUCUUGCCAGAUGGCCAUGAGAUGGCGUGGGAAUGGUGCGAAGACGACUUCUAUGCCCCAGAUGCAGCCGGCAUCUACUGGUCUUGGGCAGACACCAAGACUUGGCUGGAUGUUCAGGAGAGUGGCGAGGCCGAGAAGCCCUUGCAGGAGGCCUUUGUCGCUUUUCAAGAUCGACUUCGAAGCUUCAAGGAAAGCCGGGCACUCAAUGCGGCCAAGCAUGUGUCUCGUGGUUUUUACCCCCUCAAGACUCUGAAAGGUAAGUUUAAGGGUUCCCCUAAAGGAAAGGGCAAAGGAAAAUCCUUUGGCAAGUCCUUGCCGUCGAGUCCCACUUUGGCAAGUUCAACGGUCCUGGCUGCUUUCGGCAAAGGAGGCAGCGGACAAAGGCCCGGCAACCCCGAGUACAAGGGCUGCUUCGUGUGUGGCGCGCAAGAUCACGAUUGGCGACGGUGCCCAAAGAGAAGUUCCUCGUCGGUCUCUAUGGCAGCCUCAACUACACCUUCGAGCUACUACGCCCAUGAGGUGUACAUGGUGACGACGGUGGACAGUCCAACGUGUGACGCGACGACCACUGGCGACGAUGAGGGAGACUCCGUGGUGGCAGCUUUGGGACCAGAUGUACUGGCAGCCAUGUCGGUGGAGUUUCCUGGUCACGCCGUGAUCGACUCCGGGGCCACAGAGUCCAUUGCAUCCAUGGAAGCCUUGGAGGAGAUCAUGACACUUCGAGCCCGCCGACACGGACCUGAAGAGUUCGUAGUGCGCGACCGCCAGAAGAAGUUUCGCUUCGGGAACGGCACGUACCAGUCCGCCGUGUCCUUCGUGGAGGUCCCCCAGAUUGUCAAUGGACAGCGCGUGCCCCUGGGAGUUCACGCGUUAGAUGCGCCUGGCAUUCCUCUUCUGAUCUCCGUGAAGACUCUGAAGCGCAUGAAAGCCAUUGUGGAUUUUGAGAGGGAUCAGAUCCAGUUUCAGCACAUAGCUCCCGGAAUGUGGAUUCCGCUAAGUCGCGCCCCAAAUGGCCACCUGCUUUUGGACCUCACGCAAGAUUGGGUUCCGCAGGGUGAGGGCGCGAACAGUUUCACAGCAAUGAGCGCCGAACCAGCACUGAACGCACCGCAGUUUGAGCAAUACAUGAAGGGUCCCGCUCAGAGCGAGUAUGGCAAGGGGGAAGCUUCGUGUGCGCCGUGCAAGUCUGCGCCUGUCAGUGUUGAGCCCAUGUUGUCAGAGAACCAGGAGCACACUCACAGCCUCGGCCGCACUGACCACCAUGUACAUGUUCAUGAGGAGAUGUGUGACCGUGACAACUCAGGCUCAAGCAUGCGAGCGGCUUGGCCACUCGUGAUUGCGGCAGUGUCCACUGCCUUUUCGCCAACUUCCUCUCCAAGUUCCGUGCCCGACCAUGGCGGCGACUUCCCCCACCGGCGGCACUCAUGCAGCGGCGACCUCUCCUUCAACGGCAACGGUGGCGGCAAAGAGCGCGCCCAAGCAGAAGAGCAAGCAGAAGAAGGACCGGGUUCCAACGCCCGAACGCUUCGAUUUCUCGAGGCGGGUCCUCUGGCUCCCGACGUCAAGACGGUGAUGGCCCAGGUGAAGGACGAUGUGGAGACCAACCUUCAGAACCGCGAGAAGCUGAACGCGAAGACGGUCAGUGUCUUGGGAGCCGAGGAGUCGUUGCGGAGCCGCCUGGCUCAGUUGGAGAACGAGAAGGCCAAGGUCCUGACCAAGACAGUGCAUCGGCCAAAGGCAACCCCGGCGGCGUCAUCAGCAGUUGCGCCCUCGACCGAAAUGGACGAGCAGAUGAAGAAUGCGCCGGGCAAGAAAGCGCAAAAGAGGGAGAACGACAAGGAGGCCGAGCAAGCCGAGUCGCAAGACUGGGACCUGCUUCACACACCGGAUGUCAAGGCCACGGAAGAGAUCCUUACUCAGCCUUAUGCCAUCCUGACAACUGCGCACAAAGCCAAGCUCGAGGACUAUGGCGUGAAACACCUGGCUGACAUCAAUGACGCCUUCGAAGAAAUCAUGGUCACAGCACCCCAGGUGGAUCUGAUGGAAGUUUGUUGUCCGAUAGACAGCACCCUAGUGGAAGUUUUUCAUGAGCACGGCCGAUCAGCUUUGCGAGUUGGACUUCCGGCUUGUGACCUGUCCACCCAACGAGGCUGUGUCGAACUUGCGCAGAUGGUGAGUCGACAUCGUCCUCGACUUCUCUGGUUCUCCUUGCCUUGUGGCUCCUAUGAACCCUCCCAGAAGGCUUCAUAUGAGAGGACCGAUGAGAUGUUGAAGAAGAGCCAACAGCGACAACGAAAAUCCCGAAAGAUGAUGAAGCACGCCAUAGAGAUCGCCUAUCAACAGCUAGAGGGUGGGCGAGAGAUAGCUUGGGAAUGGCCGUCAAGCAAUGGUGGAUGGCAAGUUCGAGAGAUGCGAUCCUUCAUGGAUUAUCUUCGUCACCAUCAUCGCUUGCAUGUAGGCAGAGUUCAUGGGUGUUCGUAUGGCCUCAAAAAUAGCAGCAAUGAGUUCCUGAAGAAGCAGUGGAAAAUUGUAUGCUCCAAUGAAGCACUAGCAGCGGGUAUUUCUCGGCAGUGCCCUGGCGAUCAUAGUCACGGAGAAUGUCUUGAAGAAAAGGAAACCCGAGCUUCAGGAUUUUAUCCAACAUCGAUGUGCACUCGUGUUUUUCAAGUCACCAUGGCAAUGGCCCAGGGCACCCUCGAGAAUGCCUUUCCGCAGGUGUUCCCCGUCUUUCACGAGAAGGAGAUUUUGGAAGAGCCAGAGGAGAAGACGAAGUCCUUUGUGCCCCUGACGCAGGUGGAGAAAAAGAACGUCGAGAAAUCUUUGCAUAAACUGCAUCGGCGCACAGGACAUCCCUCGAAUCAGGCUUUGGCUUCAUGUCUCCGUCAUCGAGGCGCACACCCUGAGGUGGUGACCAUGGCUAAGCAACACCAAUGUCCAGAAUGCCAAGAACUUCGCCUUGCCACUUCAAAUCCCUCGGCGUCCUUACAGAGAUCCGAAACUCUAUGGGAAACCUUGGUGAUUGACAACGCGGAGUUCCCGGUGGAUGACCAGGUGAUCCACUGCAUGGUCAUGGUGGACGAAGCCUCUCGGCUGAUCUGUCCUCAUCUCCUCUUCCAACAUCCAAAGCAGGACAGUCGUAACUGUACGGGAUCUGAAGCGAUACAGGCCCUGCAGGACACUUGGAUUCGACAUUAUGGUGCGCCGGCAGCCAUUCGUCUAGAUCCAGAAGGUGCUUUUCGAGCAACGGAAUUGUCAAAUUGGGCAGCAGAGCGUGGCAUCGAAAUCCUUCCUUGCGAAACGGUCUAUCCAAACCAUCAAGAGCAGGGUGAAACAGCUGCUGCAGUCAGGGGAGCUUGUCAAGCUCACAACGAGUUUGAGAAGGUGAACGGCUACAGCCCCUACCAAUGGGCCUUUGGUCGGCAACCUACACUUUCAGGUCGCCUACAUGAGAAGGCCUACGAUGACCCUUUUUGGACAUCCUCAGCCGUUGUUGGGAGCGAGAUGGCAGUGAAUCUGAAGCUACGCCAUCGAGCUCAGACUGCGUUCCUGAAAGCGCAAUCGAUGGAACAAAUCAGCCGCGCCAUGAAUGCCAAGACGCGGCGGCUACAACAGUUUCUCCCCGGCGACUUGGUGUACUUCAAGAGAGUGAAACCCCCAGCGCAACCAGCAGCAGCAGUGCGCAUGCCCCACAAACUAUGGCAGUGGUAUGGGCCAGGACGAGUUCUGGCAACGGAGACCAGAACAGAUGCCAUGGGACAUGAGCGAAAGCCAUCUCACGUGAUCUGGAUAGUCACCCAUGGGAGGUUGAAGCGCUGCGCGCCAGAACAACUGCGCCACGCGUCCGAGAGAGAAAAAGCCAUCGCAGAGGGAGCUGAUGCUCCAACUGCCGCGUGGACCUUCCACGGUUUGACAACUACUCUGUUCAAAGGUGAGUACGAGAUCCUGGACGACCGCGUGUUCCCAGAGGACGAGUUGGCGCAAGGACCCCCUCGCGCUCUUCGCGGCAGUCGGGGACGAUCGGUGGGAAGGUCUCCAUCACCAGCGCCUUCUCGUUUGCGUUCCAGAACACCGAAGCCACCCGACAAAGAACCCGACAAGGAGGUUGAGGAUCCGACGCUGAUGGAUCUGAUCAGCCCGGAAAACCGACCAGGGAGGUGGUCAACGAAGGCGACAACUACCAGGACGACAGCUACGCCGACUACAAGAACAGAAGCAUCAGCGACUUCCUCGAGGGCAGGAGUGGACUUGCAGCGAUUUCUACAAGAUCCUGGAUAUGAACCACCUGCCACGGAGCCUCCAACAGCGCGCCCCGUGAACGAACUUCUGUCACAACCACUUUUCAAGAAGCAGCGGCGUGAGCAUGUUGGGGAGGAUGACCUCUUCGUUCAAGACAGCAAGGACCGCUACAUGUGCUGCUUGACCUUGGAGCUUCCAAAGAAGAAUAAUGAAUGGAAGAAGAUGGCCCGGACACCUGAGAACUUCUAUGCCAAGAAGAUCAAGGGCGCAGAGGUCAAAUGGCAUCUCCUGUCAGAAGAAGAAAAGUCUGGUUUCUCCAAGGCAAAGCUCACUGAAGUUCAGCAAUGGCUGGCUGCCGCUGCUGUGAAACGCGCAGCAAAAGAUCAAGUGGACAAAAAUCGGCUUGUCCGCAUGCGGUGGGUUUUAACCUACAAAGAUAGCGGACAGCCAAAAGGACGUAUCGUCUUGAUCGGCUAUGAAGAUCCGGACCUGGCAAACAUCCAAUCGGCGGCCCCAACCAUGAGUCGUAGGACAAGGCAGUUGGCUUUGCAGUUUGCUUCCAUUCGAAAAUGGCGUUUGCUGAAAGCGGACGUGAAAGCCGCUUUUUUGCAGGGCGAAGCAAAGGAGGCAGACAGAUCCUUGUUUGCUAUCCCGGUGCCGGAACUGGCCCAGGCGCUGCAGUUGGAGAAGAAUGAGGUGGUCCAAGUUCUGAAAUCAUGCUACGGAUUGGUGCAUGCUCCUGCGUCGUGGUAUCAGUGCAUCAAGAAGACAUUGGCCAAUUUGGGUUUCUACCAGAGUCGGACGGAUCCCUGUCUGUGGCUUUUCUACACCACAGACAAGGAGGGCAACAAGAUCACGAGCGGCUUUGUGUGUGCCCACGUCGACGACUUCGUCAUCAGCGGCGACGAGGAGUGUGAUGCUUGGGUGGAAGCCUUGAACGGCUUCUAUGCUCGAUUCAAAUGGUCACCAUGGGAGUGCAACAGCUUCUUGCAUUGUGGAGUUCGUAUUCGAGAAGAACCCGAUUUCAGCUUCUCUCUGGACCACUCCAGCUUCUGCGAGGGCAUCGAGGCGAUCACUUACACCACGAAGAACGACGAAGACUCGAUCACACCGGAUGAGCUCACCCAGCUCAGAGGCAUUCUAGGUGCUCUUCAGUGGCGUAGUCAACAAACCGCGCCACACCUCAUGGCAAAGAUUGGACAGCUACAAAGCGCCGUGACUAGGGCAAACCUCGGCACCCUCAAGGCUGCAAACAAGCUGGCUAGAGAAUGUUUCCAAACACGUUUCUUGUCAACGCGCAUCAAUCAGCUACAGGUAGAUGAUCCCUUGGAUGUGAACUUCGUUGCAUGGAGCGAUGCAGCUCUUGCAAACAGAGUUGAUUUGAGCUCUACCGGCGGCUAUGUCAUCGCUGCCACCACGCCAGACAUGAUGAAGGGCAAGAGGUCCCCUUUGACGAUGUUGGUGUUCGUGCGCUUGGCAUGGGCAGAGCUCUGUGCAGUGCCCGUUGACCUCAAAGACGCUGCAUCCGCCAUUCGUCGCAUCCCCGGAGCGGUUGUGACCGACGCGAAGGCACUCUUCGACAUUUUGUUGAAGAAAGAUUUGAAUUCAGCAGGGCUAGGACUUAAAGACAAGUACUCGUCCUUAGAAAUUUUGUGUCUGCUAGAAUCCUUAGAGAAGAUGCAGACAACAGUACGUUGGGUGCAUUCUGAUGCUCAGCUGGCAGAUCAUUUGACGAAGCCACUUCCGAUUGGCACUCUGCAUAAGGUGAUGAACGAAGGAUUCUGGACAUUAGUGUAUGAUCCAGAUUUUACAUCUGCCAAGAAGCUGAAGCAAGCGGGCAGAAGUGAGAACUCCAACAAAGAUUUUAGGGGCGUGUUGGAAUCUGAGCCUGAGUUGCUUCCGAUCUCGAUGCUUUGA